CUGGCUGCCACAGGUGUUGGUGUCAUUGUUUGCACUCAUCAUAACCUUACAUAUCCAUCCUCAGUUAGAGAUCUUCAAAAAGGAGAAAGGUAUGUGUCUCUAACAUCUUUGACAAUAUCUAAUCACAGGAGACUUAGAUAUGUGAAUAUAAAUUACCUGUUCUUCUCAACAUUGCAACAUUCUGAUGAGGUGCUUGUUCUCAACAUCUCAUCUACUCUGGAUGUUCCUAGAGGUGUGUAG
Suillus fuscotomentosus is the source of this 240-nucleotide messenger RNA. RefSeq lists its product as uncharacterized. Lineage: Eukaryota; Fungi; Basidiomycota; Agaricomycetes; Boletales; Suillaceae. The transcript has a single exon. The annotation marks the transcript as partial. The record is from RefSeq and is a predicted model, not a curated record.